Vollenhovia emeryi is the source of this 8103-nucleotide messenger RNA. It is a transcript of the gene mub, whose product is annotated as poly(rC)-binding protein 3. Gene Ontology annotation, molecular function: mRNA binding. Lineage: Eukaryota; Metazoa; Arthropoda; Insecta; Hymenoptera; Formicidae. The record is from RefSeq and is a predicted model, not a curated record. The coding region runs from base 16 to 1395 and encodes 459 amino acids. The transcript has 8 exons. Gene Ontology annotation, biological process: regulation of gene expression; regulation of RNA metabolic process. Gene Ontology annotation, cellular component: cytoplasm; nucleus.
GAUCAUUGAUCCGCCAUGUUCCGGAGUCGUCUGGGAAUCUUAGAAGCUGAGGAACGAGGCAUUCGGACGACGGAAAUGGAUUCUGGGCACGCGACUGCGAGUACGAGGACCGAGACUACCUGGGAGCGCUUGAGGAGCACGUCCCCCGAGACUCCCCCGAUCAAAAUCACUCGCCUAACCUCUCCCCUGUCCUCCUUGCCCUCCUCCGCACCCUUCCCCCCCGCGAACGUCGAGAAGGUCUCCAAUCGAAGCCACAAGAUCCGCAAUCACGCAAUGGACGGCAUGGACAACAAGCCGGUGUUGAACGAUGAUCCCUCGGUCACCCUGACCAUCCGCCUGAUCAUGCAGGGCAAAGAAGUCGGCAGCAUUAUCGGGAAAAAGGGAGAGAUCGUCAAGAGGUUCCGCGAGGAGUCCGGCGCGAAAAUCAAUAUCUCCGAUGGUUCCUGCCCGGAACGGAUAGUGACAGUCACCGGGCCGACGAACUCGAUCUUCAAGGCGUUCACGCUGAUAUGCAAGAAGUUCGAGGAGUGGUGCUCGCAGUUCCACGACAUUCAGGGUGGCGGUGCCGGAGGCGGCGGCGGUGUAUCGAGGCCGCCCAUCACACUCAGACUGAUCGUCCCCGCGUCGCAAUGCGGCUCCCUGAUCGGCAAGGGUGGUUCCAAGAUCAAAGAAAUUCGGGAGGUCACUGGCGCCUCGAUCCAAGUCGCUUCCGAGAUGCUGCCUAAUUCGACGGAACGUGCAGUAACCAUAUCCGGUACCAGCGAGGCGAUCACGCAAUGCAUAUAUCAUAUCUGCUGCGUUAUGCUAGAGUCCCCUCCCAAAGGUGCCACGAUCCCUUAUCGCCCCAAACCCCAAGUCGGUGGGCCAGUGAUCCUGGCUGGUGGGCAAGCCUACACCAUCCAGGGUAAUUACGCGGUGCCCGCCCACUCGGACAUGGGCAAGCUGGGUAGCAAUCCUCUGGCAGGGCUGGCGGCCUUAGGCCUCGGAGGUCUCGCCACACCGGCGAACACGGGUGGUCUUAAUCCAGCAGCGUUAGCGGCAUUGGCUGGAAGCCAGCUGCGUACGAGCAACACGAACAGACAGCAACCGGCGGCGAACAAUCAGACGCAUGAGAUGACCGUGCCAAAUGAGCUGAUCGGUUGCAUCAUCGGGAAGGGCGGUACCAAGAUCGCCGAGAUCCGUCAGAUCUCCGGCGCCAUGAUCCGAAUCAGCAACUGCGAGGAGAGGGAGGGCGGAGCAACGGACCGCACGAUCACCAUAACCGGGAAUCCGGACGCCGUGGCGUUGGCACAGUAUCUCAUCAAUAUGAGGAUAUCGAUGGAGACGUCGGGGGUGCCUAUGCCCGCGUAUCACUUCAUCCCGCCGGACCACAUUGUGAAAUCGCCCAUCCACUAAAUGUGGAGAGCCGUCGUGGUCGUUGUCGUCGUCGAAAGGACGCGGAGCAUCGCGGAAGCGCGCGAAGCUGUCAGUGGCAUAUGGGGCUGGGCCACACACUGUGUUCAGCUUGCAAAUCGAUACACUUGCAAAAAGAAACAAGACACACGACAGUGAGAAAGGGACAGAGAGAGAGAGAGAGAGAGAAAGAGAGAGAGAGAGAACGAGAGAGUGAAAGAAAGAGAGAGAGAAAGAGAGCGAGAGAGAGAGAGAGAGAGAGAGAGAGAAACAUACACAAUACGUACUCACGUAGGACACUCGCACGUAUUCAGAAAGGGAGUCUACUUGUGCGCGCUUUAAAUAAGCCCAUGUACGUUAAAAUCGAACAUAUAUUCUAAUACGACCACAGAUAUACGUAAGAAGAUGCGUACGUACACAUACACAGACACAUACACACAUGCGACAGCCUGAAGGAGGGUGAAACGUACAUGGAGAAAUGAUGAAGAUACGCACGCGCGUACACAGACACACUUGAGUGUACAAAACUGUACAAAAGUUAUUUAAACAAAAGAACAAAAAAAAAUAAUGAUGCACGCCGCAGCCGCCGAGCUGUUGCCGAUUGGUAAAGGGAACAAGCCAAAGAUAUGUUAGUUUUCAUUUUUAUAUUUAAACGAAAAAAAAAUGAUGACGCGAGACGGGUGAGAGAUAAGGGAGAGAAUUAUUAUUAUUAAUUAUAUUACUACGAACGCGAUGAUGCUAAAUAAUAUUAGGCCGGUUGUUAGCGUUUUUUCUAUUGCAUACGGAUACACCGUCGCGCCGACGGUUUUUCGCGACCGGUUCGCGAGCUUCGUUCAUUCGGAAGAGGAGCGACGUUGCGCGACGGGGGCGCAGCUUGGUACCGCGGGACUCGUUGUUCGGGCAAACCGGUAGUCGAAGAGCUCAGAGCGAGUGCGAACUUGUUACUUCCGGUAAAAAUUGCAAUUUUAUUCGAGUAUGUAGACACCGCGGAUUGUACGCGUGAUAUACAAUUGAUAUACAAUCGAGAGAAUGAGACCACGUGUGUCUUCAGUAGCGACUAAAUAUCUUCGUCGUUUGCAGCCUUUUUAAGAAGCGGCGAUAUCGGCGGGCGUCUCGAAUCGCAGAGAAGGGAAUCUAAAUUGCUCGACGCAGAUAUCGCCGAUGUUUAACUUAAGUUCUCGAGUGAAUGAGCUAUAAUGAGGGUUGCACGCGUCAGAAUUUCGGAAAUUCUUAGGACGGAGCUACACAAGUCCCGCGCAUCGAACUCUUCGACUGAUCAUUUUCGAGGCGCGCGUUCUCGGUUCCCUGAUGAUCGAGACAUCUUUCGGAAAGUGUCUCCGGGUAACUUGGAGGAUUUCAAAUUGAAUCUCACGUAGACUAUAUCGAUCUCGGUAGCGCAACGCGAUAACGCGCGACCGAUCGGCGCGUCAAUCAGCGAGGAAUGCGUGUCGGAUGUCUCGACUGCGUGGUCUCUCUUGUCCCACAUAUCUUUCUCGACCACGCAAUCGAGCGUCGAUCCGCCACGCCGAUAUUGCGCACCGAUCUCGGUCGCGUUGACCUCUCGCGCCCCACAUGAUGCCGUUCCUCGAUGACGUGGUCUCGCGUGGUCCCCGUCAGCGCAUCCGCGGCCGAUUUUCGCGGCCGCGAGGUCGGGAGUCACGAGCCUCGCGAUCAACUGUCGUGCGCGCGGGAGCGCCGAGGGAAAGUCAAGAUAAUUGAUAUCGCGCGCGGUGGGAAAAAAUUUUACGUAGUUGCGUAGCUUUUGCAUGUGAAUCUUGGAUUCCAAAAUUGUCGGUGAAAGCUUUUCUUUCUUUUCUAAAGGGGACGGGAAGGGGGGAGGGGGGAAGUAAGAAAGAAAGAGAAAAAGUCGAAAAAAGAGAAAAAAAACGACUGCGAACGUUCGCGCCGCCGAUCGCUCGGCAUCCCAGCCGGGAGCGCGGGGGGAACGAGCGGGUUGCGCGUCCUAGCGCAUCCUCGGCAUCAUCCCCGACUGUUCCUGGGCACCUUCGGCGCGCCUUCAUCUUGCGGUGAUCUUGUAAAGUCGAAUGUCGAACACCGGCCGGGGGCGAUGCCGAGCGCGCGCUUCUGUUGAAGGAACAAAUGAAAUUAUUACGUGGAAUAUAUAUAAAUAAUGAUAUAUAUUAUAUAUACACACAUAAUAUAUAUAUAUUUAUUAUACGCGAUAAAGAUAAUUAGAGAAGAGAUAAAUAGCGAUGAAAAGGUGCGAGCUCAAGCCCAGACUCGACCAGACUCGAGGCAUCCUUUCCUUUCUUCAUCAUCCACUUCAAGCCUCCCCAUUGACGGUUUCGACUCUUCUCCCCAUAUCGGAAUUUGGUCCCACGCUUGCGGUUUGGUUCGCGAUUCGUACGGACCUCGCAAUGACGAUAUCUUUUCUUUGUAUAAAUUUUAAAUAUACAUUCUUUCGUAUGUACGUUUCUUCGUUACUAUCUUUAUCGACUCUACGUUCGCGUGUUAUUUUAUAGUCGUUACGACAUCGAUAUUUAUUAAAAUUAUAACUUUAUUAUUCGGAAGAAAAAUGCGCGCGCGCGCGCGGCACUGUGCAACAUCUUUUUGAGAUUAUUUUAUUCUAGUAAACUAUUUAUGUAUACUAGUCUGUACAAAAUUUACGAAAUAAUCGUAUUUCGAGAUUUCUUGUUGGAUAUUUUAUAUUUGUGCCUAGUUUCGGUCUCGAUUUAUGUUGAAAACGAGUUAAAGAAAUUAUUAUUAUUAAAAAUGGGGCUUAAGAAUUGCAGAAAUAUACAAUAGCUAUGUAACUAGUUUCUAAAUUUCGUUGUAAGAUCAAGUUAACGCCAAUGUAAUUGGCCGUGGCGCGGACGAUUUACACCUUGCGACUUGUAUCCUGUACCGAUAACUUCCAUUAUGUGCCAAACGUAAAUUAAAAUUUGGAAAAAGAAGGAAAACCAUUUGUUAAAAAAUGUUAGUCUGUGCUUCCGGUGUUCAGCUCAAUUAAUAAUCGGUGGUCUUCGCGCGUACGUAUCACUUUUAUACAUCCUAUCCAAUUUUUAUGAAAUUGCUCUUAAUUUUAAUAUGUAAAUUAAUAUCCGCAAAAAAAAGGAAACUAUAACGUUGAUAGCUGUAUCAACUCUCAUUUAUGUUUGUGUAUAACUGAACAAUGUUGUGGGUCAGUUUUGUGAUAUAUUUUUUGUCUCGUUUUGUUUUUAUAUUGAAAAUAUUUUGCGGUGCACGCUUCUUUUCGAUGCGCAUUGUAAAUAUGUUUUCACGUUGUACAUAUUUAUUAAUCUCGGAGCAUCUCCUUGUUUAUACGACGCUUAUUAGUCGAAAAUAUAUAUCAACAUCUCGCAUCGACAUUGCGGUUUCACCUUAUUUAUUAACAUCAACGUGUCUUCUCAUUUUGAUCACAAUACGCGCCUCUCCAUUUUGUUUGCCGAAGGAAUAAGUUGCACACAUUGCUCCUCCGUGCAAAAUUGCGCAAAAUCCAGUUGUGUCGUUAAAUGUGGAACUCGCGAAUAAUGUUACGAGCUUGGGAUCGAUUUUUUUAAGGGAAAUUUUAAUCAGAUAAUAUAUAUCGCAAUUUUUUAUGGAUAUAAUCCAUAUGUUGACACAAUUGUAAAUCUUUGUUAGUGUUGGUUCAAAUUUAUUUAAAGAGUAGGUUUCUUAAAAUGUCUGCUAUUCACACUAGAAAGUUUUGUGUCAAAAUCUUUCAAUUGCUAAAAAUUCUGACUGUCGCCAAAGCCGCAAAGUCAAAUUUUCAUAAGUUGACGUCGAACGUCGCACUUAUAUGUCCAUAUUUUACGACACAAUUUGUAUAUAUAUCUUGCGAGAAAGAAAAACGAUUCCGUAAGGAUCCAAUGCAUUUUUUUUUUAAUUCGCCGGACAAACUAGAUCGUAAUUGGUACGAUCGAUCGCGAGAGUCCGUUGGUGACUCGUUUAAAUUAGAUUUGAGAAAUUUAAUCCUGUUAUUUACAAUUAUUUAUAUACAUGCUAUUUGUGGAAAAUCACUUUUGUUAUACACUUCGAAAAAGAAAAAAAAAGAACGAAGCAAAAAUAUUUCUCUCUUUUCUCAUCGCGGCAACAAGGCACUCCUCUCACAUCUCCUCCUCUUCACCCCCCCGCUAACGCCCUUGCUCCCCCAUUCUCCACCGGUAGAUAGACAAUGAUGGCGUACAGUAGUAAUUAUAUAAGGGAAAAAAACGGCAAAACAUGAGACAAGCAACGGCAUCGAGCGACAAGUAGUCUCUGCUAAAAAGUCGAUAAAAAAAAAGAUGAAAAUAACAAUUAGUGAGAGACGCUGUAUGAUUGUGUAUAUCAACAAUAAAUAAUUGCUGUGAUUAGAAUCGAUUAUAUUAGUAAGUAGUUAAGGAUCAAUUUUUAAGGCACUUCGCGGAGAGAGAGAGAGAGAGAGAGAGAGAGAGAGAGAGAGAAAGUAAAAAGAGAAGGAGUACUUAUUGAUAUGUGGUAGAGAAAGAGAUGGGAAAGGGAAGAAAGAGAGUGCAUGUGAGUGUACAUAUGAUCGUUUACGAGCGCGAAAGAGAGACAGAGAGAGAGAGAGAGAGAGAGAGAAAGACGCGACAAGAGGAUAGGGGAGAUUUUUAGGACCCACUUUAUAAGCGACUGAAGUAUGUACGUGCGCGCGUGCGUAUAAUCCUCUCGAAUCGCCGACAGAGGUAUUAUUCGUAUCCAAUCGCUAGGAGCGCGGAAAUCCUUAAAUCAUUCUCUGAUACUCAAAUCAGAUUAAAGAGAAAAGAAAAUAGGCCGUCAAACGGAGCGAGCGGAAGACGAUUGCUGCGCGCGUUUACGUUUAAGACAAAUUACGAUCUCUUCCCACUCGAACUCUGUGUCUCUUGACGAGUCCUUUCAGUACCGAAUCAGAUGUAAAAAUUCGAUCUAUCUUUUUUAUUCCACUUUAGCCACUUUUUAGAACCUUGGAGAAUAUUUUAUAUUUGUAAACGUGUAUAUUAUUACUCUAUGUAGGUUAAUGGUAUUAUUUAAAUAUCUUCACGUACGGAAUGUCGCUGCUGAAUAGCUGACGUCACUUGGGUACUGGAAGGGUCAGGAAUGCAGAAUUUGCACAGAACUAUCGUCGCGAGACGAGCGUCGAAGUGGACCGAAGAGGCGAUGAGACCUCGGUGACCUUUCCAAGUGCGUCGAGGGGGAAGAACCACGUUUCUUAUCCGCGCACAAAGAACACGGCAGUAAAAUGGUGACCACCAGCUACACGCUUAGGCUACCCUCCAUAGGCUUCGAAUGCGUCUUCACGAAGUAACGUGACGUAUACUUUCCCCUUUAACGAACAUUUCGAACUUGUAUCGCUACGGACCACGACGACCUACUCUUAACGAACGUACAAUUCAGAGUGAUAAGACGGAGACAUUCUAAUUCUUGCUAUCAAUCUCGCUUCGCGGAAAUAGUAAUGGAAGAUUACCGUUUAAGUUUCGUUUUUAAAAAGCCGUUGCGCGUGUCGUUCGUAUCCAAAACGCGUGCUCGUAAGAAGAAGAAAAAAGGAUCGAAACCUAUAUAUGUUAUCUUUUAUUAUUGCUUUCCGUACGCGUUGCGAUCUUCUGAAUUUCAAGGCGAACACUUUGUCGGAAUGGCAGUUACCGAAGUGUUUUACAUUUCCGUGAGCAUCGUAAGUUAUCGAUAGCGUUAAAAAACGAUUCUAAUAGUUUACUAUGGUGCAGGCUAAGUGUCAAGAGCAAUAAGUAAUAAGUGAUAUUUCUCGUAAGGAACGUAUACGACACGGUAUAAUCCAAGCAGUUUUGAAUACGGACGCGUGUGAUAAUUUGUUAAUUAUAAUAAUUAUAAUAUAAUAAUUAUGAAGCUCUCUACGCGGCACUGACGAGUAAAUGGGAUUAGAAGUUGAACGAGAUAAAAGCUGGAAAUUCUUCGGAACUUCGGGGAUCCGGCGAAAUUGAAAACUCUGUUCCAGAGAAUUAUGUAAAGUCGGAAAUGACUAAUUUUCUGCUUAUUAGGAAAGUUGCCAGGCAGAAUCGGUCCAGCAGCAUUAUCUCGAUUGAGAAUCCCAUUCACUUUUCAAUUGGCUCACUUGGCAUUAUUGUACGUAAUUAAAGAACGGCGCGACUCGAAGACGCUUAAUCGUGAGUCGCCUCGUAGCCAAGGAACAGCAACGCGGACGAGAAGAGCCUAUAGGAUUAAUUUUUCGGAAGAUUUUAAAUCGUUUGUCCGCCGCCGUGCUGAGAUUUUAAUACUAGCUGGGAUUUACUUCGCCUCAUUUCGCAAAGAUUUGAUUCUGCUCGAUGUGCACUGAGUUAACUAUGAACACUAUCGAGAGCUAUUACCUUAAAGAAAGAACAGGCUUCUACGGAGUUUGGAAGCGAAGUAACUGUUGGGCUCGGGUACUUCUAAAAGGGAACGCGCGAAGCUUCCAUCUGGCUUACGUUUGGCACGUAAGCGGCUAAAGGCGAUUAUGUUGUAGCUGAUGGUUUUCUCGUUACCGCUUCCAACCCACCUACCACCCGAAGAUGUCCCUUUGUCGCACUGACGUAUUCCAGAAGCAUAUCCAAUGACACAUAUGACUAGGCUACGAAUAAUUAAUAUCUCUUUUGCUCCGAUAAGCUAGCCUGUAUUUAUCCGGCGUGUAUCAUCAUUCAGAAAUCGAUUAAUUGUACAUUUUGUCGGGGCACCUUUAUAUAGGCACUUCGAUACGAUCGACUCUCUGUAGCGUCUAGCGAUCGUUAAGAUAUCGUCUAUCGCGUGUUCGAAGAAAAAAAA